UGGGUAGAAGCUCAGAAGGCUGCUUCAGCGUCAAAUUUAAUUGAUUGCUGUGCAACAAUAUCGAAGGAGGACUUACCGUGGGGACCGUCAUGGAUGUUGCUGGGAAACCGAAAAGGGCUCAAUUUCAAAAGUUCGCGUUAACUUGGGAUCCGAGCAAGUUACGACACUUAUGAAGAGCGCCAGCGGACAAAAUUCCCAGCGAUUUCAAUUCAGGGUUUCAAAGUUUCGUUUCGCUUUCAAACGCAAGUGAUUCGUUUUCGGGUGCCAAUUCUCGCUUUACCAAGACUAAUUUUCAUGUUCCCCGUUUUGAUAUUAAUCAGAUGUCUUCCCUCGCAGAAUCUUUAUAUUUAGACAGCGUUCGGAAUCCUGAAUCAUCGUGUGGUGAUCCCGACGAUAGUGACUCAGAUCGCGUUGUAAAUCAAAAUCCAGAUCUCCAAGAAAGUAGCAACGACGAAUAUAAAUAUACUGGUACCCCCACAAAGAACAAUACAACCGCCAUCUAUUCAACCCCUACCAGUCGCUCGGAACCUAAUUUAUCACUUUCUCACCGCGCACGUAACGAACUUGGGAAAUUAUGUCGCAAGAUCUAUGGCGAUUGCCUUUGCCUUGUCACGCUGAGAGAUUCCGCCUUAAUUCUGCAGAUAGCGCAUGUGAUUCAACGCAGGAGCAAAAGCGAUGAUUUUACGCUCUAUGAAUAUUGCCUCGGCUUAGAAUAUAGACAUUUUCAUGUUGACAGUAGGAGAAACAUGUUCUAUUUAAGCCCGGACUGGCAUGCAUAUUUUGAUAGGAAUGGAUGGUUUCUACUGCCGGAUAUGCACACGCUGGAAGAAGUCAACGGUCAUGUCACAGCAGUUGUCGAAUCGAGAAAAAAACCCACGUCUAAUGUUAGCAAAUCUUUCCGGUCGAAGUGGAGGCUCAAAACGAAAACGCAAUACACCCUCAUAUCCAUAUCCUGCACAGAUCCAUUCUUUCGCAGAUCGAUUGCUCAUCAAUACCCUUACCUUGACCUCCCAUUACUCGAAUGUCAUGUCGCGCCUCCGUUUACCGUGAUAAAUGCAGGGCCCAAGUGCGAAAGAGAUCAGAUAGAUCAGAUCGUUCUUCGUCGUUAUCCGCAACAGACUGAAGGGUCUACUAUGGAAUCAGACGCCAAGGAUCUAAAACAACGACUUACGCUCCUAUGUGACACUUGGGAUCUUUUCAUGGAUCCGCAUGUGAGAGCAGCUGCGAAGGCUUGGGAGAAGUCAGAAACGGGCGGUAAGAGGAAGAGAGAACAGAGUGACGCUGGUCAGACGGACGGACGUAGCAAACGGUCGAAAACGCGCUCUGGACAUGGUGGCGACCGCAAACGUAAACGGUCACCCAAUUCAGGUGGGGCCACUCUCACCGAGCAUGCAGUCUCACAUCUCGAAAAGCGACAGAAGACGGACAACUGGCAAACGAGCAUCAGACACUGGGUCGCGGAGUCGACCAGGGCCUCAUCUCUAGACCCAAACCUUUCGCUUGAUUUCACAUCCGUACUUGCCUGUACUACUGUUGACAACAUAACGAAUGUUUGACAGUGCACUUGAAUGAGAAUCUCACUUUGCGAUCUGCUCAGCCAACAUGGUCCGACGUCCUCGAAGGAGCUCCCCACAUUGCUCACCCAGGGGAUCGGGUAGCUUACCAGAACUAACGACCUGUCAUGUAUGAGCCUAAUCGCAUUGGAUUGCUGAAAUCUAUGGUGAAGACAAUUAUAAUGUGAAAAACUACAAUCAUUCGUGUGCAUUGCAAGUAAAUAAAUAGCC
Molecule: messenger RNA, 1784 nt
Organism: Suillus bovinus
Lineage: Eukaryota; Fungi; Basidiomycota; Agaricomycetes; Boletales; Suillaceae
Exons: 5
Coding region: 321-1556 (411 amino acids)
Source: RefSeq, a predicted model, not a curated record